Messenger RNA from Seminavis robusta, 1674 nucleotides. NCBI's taxonomy places the organism in Eukaryota, Bacillariophyta, Bacillariophyceae, Naviculales, Naviculaceae. The record is from the annotation of a GenBank genome assembly.
AUGAUGCGCGCCUUUCUGUGGAUUGCUGCCGUGUGGUUGGUGUGUGGAGCCACUGCCGAGGAAAAUGUAACAGCGAACGAUUCGAAUGUAACGGAAGUGGCUCGACGAUUGCCGCAAAAUGGCCGUCCUCCCAAUGGCCGUCCUCGUCCUCCCAAAGGCGGUCCUCCCAAAGGUCGUCCUUCACCUCCACUCGAGUGCCGUCGGGCAAUGGAUUGUCCCCAACAAACCUGCCGAGUUGGAUACCCCUGCACAAGAAAUACGUGCCGCCGUGGACGCUGCGAGGAAACCGAUGCUCCCUUUUUCCCAUGCCGCGCAAACCGAGACUGCCGACCAGGUGACCUAUGUGCCAAUGGCAGGUGCCUCCAAGAUGAUCGCGUCCUUUGUCCCGAUGAUGUUCUACAGUGUGGCGAUGGAUCCUUUGUAUCCCGAAGAGGUUCCAGCUGUGAGUUCCCGGCUUGUCGUUGUCGCAACAACCAACAAUGCAACCGAGGCGAACAGUGCAUUGUAGGAAGGUGCCAACAAGUCGCCUGCACGUUGGAGCUCAAGACGUGUGCCGAUGGACGUCAAGUGGGCCGCACCGAACCGGACUGCGAGUUUGAUCCGUGUCGAUGCCGUCGUGAUCGACACUGCUUCCCCGAUGAACGCUGUGUCAACCAAGUUUGCGUACAGGGUGUGGUUUGUCCAGCCGAUGUCAAACAGUGUGGUGACGGGUCUUUUGUGUCCCGAACUGGUCCAGACUGUGAGUUUGAGCCUUGUCGAUGCAAUGGUAACAGGCAGUGCUUUCCAGAUGAGCAGUGUAAUGUUGCUGGCAUUUGCAUUGAAAGAGCUUGCCCUGAUGAAAGGAAACAAUGUGGUGAUGGGUCCUUUGUGCCCAGAACUCCACCCACUUGUGAGUUUCCCGAUUGUAGAUGCCAAGAUAACAGGCAGUGCUUUCCAGAUGAGCGCUGCCAAAAUGGAAAGUGUGUGGAAGCGGUUUGUCCCCUGGAUGUAAAGCAGUGCAGGGAUGGAUCUGUGGUUUCCAGAACCCCUCCGGAUUGUAACUUUGAACCGUGCGGAUGCCGGAACAACAGGCAAUGUUUUCCGGAUGAGCAAUGUGAUAGUGGUCAGUGCAAGGAAAAUGCUUGCCCUGCUGAUGUAAAGCAGUGUGUGGAUGGGUCUGUUGUGUCCCGAACAGGACCCUUCUGUGAGUUUCAGCCCUGCACCUGCCGAUUCAAUAGGCACUGCUUUGAAGGGGAGAGAUGCAACCAAGGAGUUUGCGUUGACAAUGGAUGCACAGAUGAUGUAAAGCAGUGUGUGGAUGGGUCGUUUGUGACCAGAAGAGGCCCCGACUGCGAGUUUCAGCCCUGCACCUGCAGAUCCAACAGUCAAUGCUUUCCAGGGGAGCAGUGCGAUCAAGGCCGCUGCAGAGACGACGUAGUCUGUCCUCUGGAUGUCAGAACUUGCCCGGAUGGCAGCACUGUAGGUCGAGUUCCUCCGCUGUGCCGAUUCGAAGAGUGCCCGGAUCCUUUGGUCUGUCCCUGGGACGUAAAGCAAUGCCUCGAUGGAACAACCUUGUCCCGCCAGCCACCGACUUGUGAGUUCCCCCUCUGUCCCUGCAGGCGCAACAGCCACUGCCCCCAGGGAGAGUUCUGUAAGGACAACAAGUGUGUUACCGCCCAUGACGCGGGAUAUUGA